Amaranthus tricolor (Joseph's coat) is the source of this 1619-nucleotide messenger RNA. RefSeq lists its product as uncharacterized. The transcript is spliced from 7 exons. The record is from RefSeq and is a predicted model, not a curated record. Gene Ontology annotation, cellular component: membrane. Bases 142 to 1383 code for a protein of 413 amino acids. Lineage: Eukaryota; Viridiplantae; Streptophyta; Magnoliopsida; Caryophyllales; Amaranthaceae.
CGUGUUAGAUUGUAUAAAAAGUCAAGAAAAUAUUUAUAAAUCACAAAAGCUAACGCCAAGUUAAGGUGUAAAAGUUUGAUCGAUUCUCCAAUUGACGAUUGACGAACAGAAGGUUAUCAGGAAUUGGAUUGUGCGUAGAGGAUGUGGGCAGCUUCGUGUUUAGCGUCAUGCUGCGCAGCUUGCGCAUGUGAUGCUUGUCGAACAGUGGUUUCUGGAAUUAGCCGACGUUCUGCUCGAAUUGCUUAUUGCGGUCUUUUUGCGCUCUCCUUGAUUGUUGCUUGGAUUCUUCGUGAGGUUGCUGCUCCACUUCUUGAGAAGAUUCCUUGGAUCAAUUAUUUUCAACACACACCUAGCAAGGAAUGGUUCCAAACAGAUGCUGUAUUGCGAGUUAGUUUGGGGAACUUCCUGUUUUUCACCAUUCUAGCCGUCCUAAUGAUUGGUGUGAAGAACCAAAAGGAUCCUCGUGAUAAUGUGCAUCAUGGUGGAUGGAUGAUGAAAAUAAUAUCUUGGUGUCUCCUUGUACUCUUGAUGUUUUUCGUCCCAAAUGGAUUUAUCAGUUUUUAUGAGGCUAUAUCAAAGUUUGGUGCUGGAUUAUUUCUUCUUGUUCAGGUUGUGCUCUUGCUGGAUUUUGUUCAUGGAUGGAAUGACAAAUGGGUUGGAUACAAUGAGCAAUUCUGGUACAUAGCUCUAUUUAUCGUUUCACUAGUUUGUUACGUGGCAACAUUAUCCUUCUCCGCGCUUCUCUUCCAUUGGUUCACUCCAUCUGGUCAAGAUUGUGGGCUUAAUACCUUUUUCAUUGUGACAACCCUCUUUUUUGCAUUUAUCUUUGCAAUAGUGGCUCUACACCCUGCGGUCAAUGGUAGCAUUUUGCCAGCGUCAGUUAUUUCAUUCUAUUGCAUGUACUUGUGUUAUAGUGGACUUGCUAGUGAACCCCGGGAUUAUCAAUGCAAUGGCCUUCACAAGCAUUCUCAAGCUGUUUCAACAACUUCACUUACUUUUGGGCUGCUUACUACUGUACUCUCUGUUGUCUACUCUGCUGUUCGUGCUGGUUCUUCAACAACUCUUCUCUCCCCUCCUAGUUCCCCCCGUGCAGGUGCUGGGAGGCCCUUGCUUCCUCUGGACAAAGCUGCUGAGGAGGAAGAAAAGGAAAAUGCAAAGCCAGUCACUUACUCGUAUUCUUUCUUCCAUCUCAUAUUUUCUCUGGCUAGCAUGUAUUCAGCCAUGCUUUUGACUGGGUGGUCAGCUUCAGUUGGGGAAACCGGGAAGCUGGUGGACGUGGGGUGGCCGUCUGUUUGGGUCCGGAUAAUCACUGGAUGGGCAACCGCAGCUUUGUACAUAUGGUCAAUGGUUGCACCAUUUAUGUUCCCUGAUCGAGAGUUCUAAGUUGAAGCCUGUAUUAUAUUAUCAUCGAAAUUACAUCUCUAAACCUGUUAAGAUGGCAUGUCCACGUUGAAUGCCCUCGUGUAAAAUCAAAUCAUUGCAAUUUCUAUACGGGAAAUUUCGGAUUGUAUAUGACUACCAUGUGUGUAUACUUCAUGUUGUGCGAGGAUGCACUGUAUUAUUCUGUGGCAAACAACUAGACAUACAGAUACAGGCAAAGUUAUAGCCUUAUUGGUGAA